GACGCAUGCAUCAGCCUGGUGCGUGCUAUAUAGAUGGGUGCAGUAAGGGCUACAUACUCAGUACCUUUCUGUCCUUUCGAGCGCAUCUCUCGACAGUCAAAAAAUAUAUUCUUCAACUUUCCGUCGUGCCCGCAUUUUCGAACCUUUGGCAACAUACCCGAUUGGAAGCGUUCCAUCAUGACCAGGCAUGGUAACAAAUCUGACAAGCCGCUCAUAUGCUCAAAGGAAGGUUGCGCUGCUCGAAUUACGGCGUUCAGAAGAAAGGAUAAGCUGAAGGAGCACGAAGGAAAGUAUCAUGCUCCAUACAACUGCUUCUAUUGCCCUCUUUUAUUCGAAUCUUUCAGAGAAGUUGCCCAGUAUACGAACACAAAACAGGUUACCGCCGAUAGUUGAGCGUAAUGAUGAUAGUUCUGGGGCUAUUUCCCUUUUCGUAAUGGCUACUUUUCGUACUUAUCUUGUCCGACUGACGAGUCUACGUUGUAAAGCAUUUCCGCCCGCCUCUUUAUAUUCUUUGUUCAGUACCCGAUGAGUUGUAACACCAAGUACCGUGGUAGAGUAGAUGCUCGGUUUUCCAGCAAUGGUUAGAUUGACGAUGACUUGAUACCUGCGAUUGCUUUCUUGGAUGGAUGUCAUGAG
This is a messenger RNA of Cadophora gregata, 636 nucleotides long. RefSeq lists its product as uncharacterized. Bases 34 to 393 code for a protein of 119 amino acids. NCBI's taxonomy places the organism in Eukaryota, Fungi, Ascomycota, Leotiomycetes, Helotiales, Ploettnerulaceae. The record is from RefSeq and is a predicted model, not a curated record. The transcript has a single exon.